Molecule: messenger RNA, 366 nt
Organism: Miscanthus lutarioriparius
Lineage: Eukaryota; Viridiplantae; Streptophyta; Magnoliopsida; Poales; Poaceae
Source: the annotation of a GenBank genome assembly
AUGGCUGACCGGCCUCCUGAUCAGCUGCUGCUGAUCCGAGUCCCUCACCAACCCACGCCUCCGCAUCCGGCCUCCCCAAUAAAUAAACAGUCAAAGGUGCGGGCUGCGGAUCUGGUAGCCUACGAGGUGACGAGAAGGGUGGUUGGUGAGAGUGCGACCCGUAAAUCAUCGUGGCCGGGAUAUCUGAUACCGGUGGCUCAGCUCCGCUCCCUGCGCGACCCACGCCGGCGCGAGGGGAUAGGAACGAGUGCGUGGGAACUUGAUCGCGGCGACGGCGACGCGGAAGGGGGAAAGGGACGGGCCGCGGCGAGGUGGGACUGGGGGAGUGGGAGGGUGUGGCUGUUCAGCGACGAUGACCGGUGGUGA